CUGGGAGGAGAACCACAACUACUUGGAGCAACUGACAGUCAGUCACUCUUUCUUCAGUCUGAGUACUCUGCUACCUGCCAAUUUCUUUUAGAGAAUUGCAAGCGAUGGCUACACAAGGAUCUAAUUUUGGUGAGAAGUCACUGGGCUCCCAACAAGAACUGGAUCCUGAAACUUCUAAAUCACGUGACCCAGAAGCACAGAAUAAUACCGAAUCCCAGGUGAAAAGUGCUGAAUUCCUCCAUGACAUGUACAUAUUUGUAAUGGGCACACUUUCAAGAGCUAUCCAUGCCAGUCUGCUCAAUGAUUAUGUGGAAUCUGAAUUCUUCUUGAUUGAUGGAGAUUCCUUACUGCUAACUUGUGUUUUGGAUCAGUCAUUGAUAUUAGGACAGCAUCUGCAUUUCUUCUACUUGGUAGAGUCGUACUUGCUUAAACUGACCAACCGAGGAGCAAAAUAUGCUGUUGUGUUUUUUGAGGAUAUGAAGUUUUUCUACCAUAGCAGAGCUGACCUUCUCUCUCUACGGACCCAAAUGAAACUACACUUGGAACAUAAUACAGACACAGUCAUAUACACUUUUUCCAACUUUUUGUCUGCUCAGUGGAACACAUUUUUGACUGAUCACCAUCCCUAUUUUCUAAUGGUUUGUGACGAAGGCAUAACUCUUUCCCAAACAUAUUUCUUCAGUAUGCUUAUGCUAAGUGCCCUGAGAAGAAAAGUAGACCUCGUGCUCACUUCAGGACAAGAGUUUGAUCAGCUCCGAAUAUAUGGAUACCAUAUCAGUGCUUCCCGCCAUAAAGUAUGGGCAAUAAAAAAUCAAACGAACAUUCUACUAGCUCUUGUUGAUCCAUGUGCAAAGUUGUAUGGGGAGCGUGUGCAGAAGUUGAAUUCCAGUAACACCAAAAAAGAGAUCAAAAAGAGUAUAACGUUCCUUUUUAACAAAGGAUGUGAAGUUACGGACAUAAGAACCAUAAUGUGCAUUGUGUCCUGCAAUGCAGUUCUGUCAGAGUAUGGGGAAAAUGCAAAAAGCAACACAACACAAGGAGAUUUUCAGGAUUCAGAGGAUAACAGUGACCUGACAUUGGAAGAAGUGGCUGACCUAUGCAGAAUGUACUGUCUGAGUGUGGCCAUAUCACAGGUUUUGCCUCUUUCCCAGAGAAUGAAAUCUAGGAAUAUCAGUGCAGAUUGGAACACCCCUGUAUUAGCAUGUUUAGAUUUGAGAAGUAUAUGUGAGCACAUUGGUCUGGUCCAUGUGAAGAUGUUUCCAAAAGUCUCAGACUGGAAGAUAAAUUGGACACAUAUUGCUGACUUAACAGAUGGCUUGCUGUUAAAAAAUAUUGCAUACUACUUUGAAAAAGAAAACAAUUCAGGCCCAAAGUCGAUAUUUGGGAAGACAAUACAGGAGAAGUAUUCCUUUCUCUGGAACUCCAUCUUGGAAAUAAAUUCACAUAGUGAACAAAUACAAUCCUAUGAAGUCAGAACAACAGCACGUCCUUUCCUUUCAGAAGCUUCCUCAAUAAUAGUGAUAGAGGAGAACAUACCUACUAUAGGUCUCCUACAAGCAAAAUGUGACAUUGUUGAGGAGUAUGUUGGGGACAUGCUGGAUGAACUCCCGUUAUUAAGCAGUACUGAUCAAAAAUCAAUCCCUCAUGGGAAAUAUUUCGAUGAACUUUUACACUGGCAUUCUGGACGUCCACUGAGUGAUGACUAUGACAGAACAAAGGGAGGUGAUAAAGCAUUGAAAGAUAAACGUUCUCUCAGACUUUAUCAAAAGCUACAGACCUUUCAACAUUUUAGUGGCCAAUCUUUAGUCUCCUCUUCAUCCAAGACAAUUGUAGUACAGAACAAAGAAUCUGAGAAAAAGGGGGAGAAACAAAAGGUUGUUGUGAAGAAAAAACAAACACAGAAGUCCAAAAAAGAUCUAAUCAUUGAAGAAAAUCAGAAGAGAAUGAAUUCCAAAGAAGAAAAUAAAGAAGUUGAACAGUGGAAAUCGAUUUCAUCUUCAAUUGAAAAGCAAAUAAAAGCAAACAUUUUUCCUGGCUUAAAAAACCUGGAAGAUUUCAUUGAGAAUACCCAAAGCAAAUCAGUGAAGCUUCUUGCAGAACUAUCAGGAUUAAGAAUUUCCUUUGAGGUCUGGGUUGAACACUGCUACACACAUAAAAAGGAGAAAGAUUUAAAUAUUGCUGUGGAAAUCAUGAAGAAAAUACAGACAAUUCAUAAUAAAUACCAGGACAUGUUGACUAAAGAGGAUGAACAAGUAGUAGCUAAAUGUCUCAGUUAUCUGGGAUUUGAGAACUUGGCAUUGCCUUGCUCUAAGGUAACCAGUGCUCGAGAGGACAAGAAGAAGGCUGAGUGCUCGGUUGGACUUGGAGCAUCUCGCUUCCAGUUGCAGUUCAUGGGUCCAUACUUGUUAAGAGAUGAGAGGACAGAUCCUGAUCCAAGAGUACAACACUUUAUACCAGACACGUGGCAGCGAAAGCUUCUUGAUGUUGUUGACAAUAAUGAGUCUGCGGUGAUAGUUGCCCCUACAUCUUCAGGAAAGACUUAUGCUUCGUACUACUGCAUGGAGAAAGUACUGAGUCAAGACAAUGAAGGCGUGAUUGUGUAUGUUUCACCAACAAAGGCUCUUGUAAACCAGGUGGUAACCACUGUAAUGAAUCAGUUUAACAAAACUUUGCCCAAUGGAGUUGCUCUGUGUGGAGUAUUCACAAGGGAUUACCGUACUGAUGCACUAAAUUGCCAGAUAUUGGUAACAGUGCCUCAGUGUCUUGAGAUUCUUCUCCUGUCUCCACAUCGUCAGGAAUGGGCUAAAAAGAUUAAAUAUAUCAUAUUUGAUGAGAUUCAUUGCCUGGGGGGAGAAAUUGGUGCAGAAGUAUGGGAACAUCUUCUAGUGAUGAUUCGUUGUCCAUUUCUUGCUUUGUCUGCAACGAUAAGUAACCCAGAACACCUAACUGAAUGGCUGCAAUCGGUAAAACAUUACUGGGAAAGAAGAGAUAAGUUGUUAGAGAAGACACACACUGAGAAAGGAGGAAAGGCGAAAGCUUAUAAGAAGACAGAAAAAAUGUCUUACAGAGUUCAUCUGGUGCUUUAUGACAAGAGAUACAAUGAUCUGGAAAAAUAUUUGUGCUCUGUGCAGGAUUCUGGUGUAUCUUUUGCGCACUAUCACCCAUGUGCUGCCUUAACCAUGGAUCAUAUGGAGAAAUAUGGAAUUCCAAAUGACUUGUCCUGCUCUCCAAGGGAAAGUUUACAACUGUAUGACACUAUGGUGAAUAUGUGGCCUGAAUGGUCAAGAAGACAGGAACUGGAUCCGGAAGAAUACACACAUUUCAAGGACAAAGUCAUCAUAACAAAAAACGAUACAAAAGUAUAUGAGGAGGAAUUAAAGAAAGAAUUACUUGAAUGGAUUAAGCAAGGAAACGGGGACAAGACUUCCCAAGUGCUUCAGAGUCUCCAGCCACCAAAAUGUUAUACUAAUGUGAAAGGCACUUACCACUUUCCAAUGCUUGUUGAAAAACUGAAAGAAGAGCAAAAGCUGCCAGCACUUUUUUUUGAAUUUGACAUUGGACUUGUGAAACAUCUUGCAUUGGAAGCAGCCAUGUUUUUGGAACUGAAACAGGAAGAAAAGCCAAAGCUACUGACUGAGAAAGAGGCUGAAAAAUUUAACAAAAAAGCCAAAAGAUUGGAAAAAGAAAUAGUGAAAAAUAAGUCUAAAAUAAGUAAUAAAUCCUCUUAUGAAAAUGAUGAUUUUUUAAACAACACUGCCAAUUAUGACAGUAUAAAGCAAUUGCUUAGGAAGGAUGAUGAAAUCCCACCAGAUUGUACUUACGCUGAUAGCAAAGCCCUGAACAGUGAGGUACUCACAGACAUAUUUGAACGAACCAGUGGGUCAAGAUCUGCAGAGGAGUUGAAGACUCUGGCACUAAGGGGUAUAGGCUACCAUCAUUCCUCUUUAGAUGCUAAAGGAAGAGGUCAAGUUGAAAUGCUCUUCAGGAUGGGAUACCUGCGUGUUGUUACUGCAACAGGAACUCUUGCCUUGGGAAUCAACAUGCCGUGUAAAUCUGUUGUGUUUGUCCAUGACUCUGUUUACCUGGAUGCACUAAAUUACAGACAGAUGUCAGGACGCGCAGGAAGGCGAGGCCAGGAUGUGCUGGGAAAUGUAUACUUUUUUACUGUUCCCUUGCCUAAAGUAAAGCGACUUAUGAAAUCAAAUGUCCCUCAUUUGAAGGGACAAUUCCCAUUAAGCAUCUCUUUGGUGCUACGACUGAUGCUGUUGGCUGCCAAGGCUGAUGAUAAAGAAGAUGCUAGAGUUAAGGCAUUGUCAGUAAUGAAGCACUCCCUGAUGGCAUUUAAGAGACCUUCUGAAACCAAAAUGUUAAAGCUCUACUUCCUGUUCUGCAUACACUUCUUAAUCCAUGAGGGCUAUUUGGAUCAAACCUGCAAUCCUUUAGACUGGACUGGACUGGUCACCCAUUUAAAUUACCAUGAACCGUCAAAUUUUGUUUUUGUCAGUUUCCUUGAAAAGGGUUUAUUUCACCGGCUGUGCCAAGUAGAAUCUAAAGGUUCAAAUAUUUUUCCACAAUCUGUGAUGGAAACCCUGAUGCUGGUUUUGGCAAACCUGUUUGGAAGAAGAUACCUUACUCCUUCUAUUCGAAAAUUAAAGGGCACAUUUAAACAGUCAAAGGUCUUUCUGGAAAGUCUACCAGAUGAUUUUGCUGCAGCUCUUCAAGACUACAAUUCUAAAAUAUCAACAGUCUUUGGGCAGUAUCUUCUUGCUGUUUCUCAUCUGGCAAAUUAUGAACAAGAAUACAAGCUUCCUUUAUCCCAAAUCAACUUCUCUGGGGAAGAAUAUAAGGAUUCUGAACUUGUAAACCAUCUAAUGAAUUGCACCACAAGAAGAAGUGCCAUAUCCCCUUUUGCCUGUCUGUCUGGAAAUACGGAUCAUGACUUACUUUUUGCAGAAAAUGUGAACAGUCUCUUAUUGCAAACUGUUCAAGUGAGCCAAAAACACAUUCCUGUGCUGCAUUUAGAGAAAACAGAUGCUUGUGGUAGAAAACUGUCACUUAACGCCUAUGCACUGGAUUUCUUUAAGCACGGCUCCUUUGAUGCACUACAAGAAGAUAACAGGAUUAACAGAGGAGCUGCCUUUUACAUUUUAAAAGAUUUUUCUUUAUGCAUUGCCGCUAUAAGCAUCUCUCUGAAAGAAAUGUGUGAAGAUGAGGAUGAUCCUGUUGUGUUAGCUUUUGAGCAGCUGAAUACGAUGUUCAAUAAGAAACUAAACUAUACUUACUAAAGUCUAUGCACAGGUAUGGGAUCCAUUAUCUGUAAACCUCUGUUAUCUAGAAAGCUCAGAAUUACAGCAAGGUCGUCUCCGAUAGGCUACGAUUAUUCAAAUAAUCCAAAUUUUUAUAAAGUUCCUUUUUCUCUGUAAUGAUAAAACAGUAGCUUGUACUUGAU
This is a messenger RNA of Xenopus laevis (African clawed frog), 5449 nucleotides long. RefSeq names its product probable ATP-dependent RNA helicase DDX60. The transcript has 38 exons. The record is from RefSeq and is a predicted model, not a curated record. Bases 105 to 5285 code for a protein of 1726 amino acids. NCBI's taxonomy places the organism in Eukaryota, Metazoa, Chordata, Amphibia, Anura, Pipidae.